GUUCAUCCUCCAAGAAACAACAAAAACCUACGGCGAUCGAUCCAUCCCAUUCUCCAGAGAGCCAAUUUGACUUGAUCUCAGCCAGGAUGUCGCAGCAGCCAGCGCCGGUGAAGCUCAUCACGGCGUUCGGCAGCCCGUUCGCGCACCGGGUGGAGGUGGCGCUCACGCUCAAGGGGGUGCCAUACGAGCUGCUCGUGGAGGACCUGGCCAACAAGAGCGAGCUGCUGCUCGCCCACAACCCGGUUCACCAGUCGGUCCCCGUCCUCCUCCACGGCGACCGCGCCGUCUGCGAGUCCCUCGUCAUCGUCGAGUACGUGGACGAGGCAUUCCACGACGUCGACGGGUCACUAGUAGAAAACAGGGCUUUGGUCCAGGCCGGGUCAGCCCAUUAGUCCCGGUUCAGUCUAGAACCGGGACCAAUGUGGGCAUUGGUCCCGGUUCGUGA
Triticum aestivum (bread wheat) is the source of this 445-nucleotide messenger RNA. RefSeq names its product probable glutathione S-transferase. Gene Ontology annotation, cellular component: cytoplasm. Lineage: Eukaryota; Viridiplantae; Streptophyta; Magnoliopsida; Poales; Poaceae. Bases 87 to 392 code for a protein of 101 amino acids. Gene Ontology annotation, molecular function: glutathione transferase activity. The record is from RefSeq and is a predicted model, not a curated record. Gene Ontology annotation, biological process: glutathione metabolic process. The transcript has a single exon.